Molecule: messenger RNA, 936 nt
Organism: Kwoniella shivajii
Lineage: Eukaryota; Fungi; Basidiomycota; Tremellomycetes; Tremellales; Cryptococcaceae
Exons: 5
Coding region: 1-936 (311 amino acids)
Molecular function (GO): hydrolase activity
Source: RefSeq, a predicted model, not a curated record
AUGGGUCGAACAUUCACUUCAGAACCUUCAAACUGGGUCCAUGGAAAAGUGGAAGUCUCUCCAGGAAUCAGACUUCACUAUGUAGAUGUAAAACCUCUCAAUUCAAACGGUACCGGAAAAGGUAAAACGAUUGUAUUGAUACAUGGAUUCCCUUUGACAUGGUACUCAUGGAGACAUGUCAUUCAACCUUUAUCAGAAUUAGGAUUAAGAGUAUUAGCAGUUGAUUAUAGGGGUGCAGGUGAUUCUGAUAGACCAAGAUAUGGUUAUGAUAAAAUAACAAUGAGUAAAGAUAUUCAUACAUUCUACAAGAAACUUUUAGGAGAAAAUGAAAAGCCUAUCAUUUGUGGAAAAGAUAUAGGUAGUAUGGUAGCUAGUAAUUUGGCUUUACAAUUCGAGGAUGAUAUCGAAGCGUUGAUUACUUUUGAGGCUCCUAUUCCUGGAACUGAAACAUUCGAUAAAGUCACCACAGAUCCCAAAUCAACUUAUAAUUUCAUUUGGCAUUUCUUCUUUCAUUUUCAAGCUGAUUUACCUGAAAUGCUGAUCCAAGGCAAAGAAAAGGAAUAUAUCAGUCAUUUCUUCCGUCGUUUGAGUCACGAUCCCUCUUUCUUGACUGAUCAAGAUCUUGAAGUCUAUACGAAAGCUUUCGCUUCUUCAGGAGGUAUGAGAGCGGGCUUAGAUACGUAUCGAACAUUCCCACAAAAUAUAGAAGAUUUCAGAGGCUUAUUAGAGAAAAAUGGGAAAGUCAAGGUACCUACAUUGACAAUGGCAGGUUCAGAAUCAGGCAUGAAAGUGUUCAUAGAAGACCAAACUCGUGAAUAUGCCCAAGAUGUUAGUUACAAGGAGGUUCCAAAUUGCUCACAUUACAUCUUCGAGGAGAAUCCAGAUGGAUGGAUGAAAGUGGUCGAAGAGUUUUUGAAGGAUAAGAAAUUAUUGUAA